AUGAAACUGAUCGUAAACUAUUUUACAGAGUUUGUUGCGGCCGAUAUUGGAAGUCAAGAUUCAAUCACACGAAUGUUGUUGAUUACCGACUUCCAUGCGUACGGCUCACUGUACGAAUAUUUGCAACGUGGCGCAACGCUCUCCGUCAGUGAGGCGCUCAGUCUGGCGCACAGUGCUGUUUGCGGUCUUGAGCAUCUUCAUAGUGCCUUACGUGGUACGGGUACCCCUCAGAAGCCAGCCAUAGCGCAUAGAGACGUGAAAUCGAAGAACAUUAUUGUGAAACGUGAAGGUGUUUGUUGUAUCGCAGAUUUUGGUCUAGCACUCAGCGAGGACAUGCUAAAAACGAAACCGAAUAUCAACAUUCAAGUCGGCACAAAACGUUACAUGGCACCCGAAGUGCUUGAUAAAUCGUUGAAUGCCAAAAACUUUUACCACUUCAAAAUGGCUGACAUCUAUUCAUUUUCACUUGUUCUUUGGGAAAUCCUUCGGCGUAUUCAGGAGAACUCGCCGAUGCUACGAAUAUCAGAAAGUGAUAGUGGUAUCGGAAGUAGUGGAAGCGGUAGUGGAAGUGGUAACGGGAAUGGCACUAAGUAUGCGGCGAAUGCGCGUAACGGCUCGACAACAUGUGCAUCUCUGUCAUCUGCACUUCGACGUAAUGCCUCGUCGGGUGUUGCUGAUCAACGAAGAGCCAUCGAUAGCGAUGUGUCAGGCAUCUCAUCCGCUAAGUCUGCGGUUUCAGUUGUAGCCAGACCACCGGUGCAACCUUUCGAAGAUUUGGUCGAUUCGGAUCCGUCCUUCGAUCAAAUGCGACAUAUUGUCUGUUUGCGUAAAGAACGACCCUUGUUGGAGGAGUCGUGGAGGAAAGAUGCGUAUUUGAAGGAUAUUUGUGAGUUGAUGACCGAGUGUUGGAGUGAUAACAUCAACUGUCGACAUACUGCUUUGCGCAUCAAACGAAAAAUUUUCGAUGUCUUAAAGAAGCAUCAGGAAAUGCUGAGUCGUUCACCAACCACAUCAACGUUUCGCUGUGAUUCUAUUAUGACAUCCGCACAGCAGCCAAAUACCGCUCCUUUCACUAUUCAAAUGGAUCGUUCGCACUAG
This is a messenger RNA of Anisakis simplex (herring worm), 1098 nucleotides long. The record is from the annotation of a GenBank genome assembly. Lineage: Eukaryota; Metazoa; Nematoda; Chromadorea; Rhabditida; Anisakidae.